AGUGCGUAUUCGACGUGCGCAUGGAAGGAAGCGCUGUGGGCUGCAUACCAUAUAUGACUAACAGAAUGAUAUCGGACAACCACAAUCUAACGUUGCAUUUGUGAAGAUAUCAAAGCAUUCGAAUAAAAUAUUUUAGCGUCAACUAAUAGACCAAAGAGCGGUUAUGAUGUGUAACAGGAGUCACGGUACCCAGCUAUACCUGGAGGUGCCGUCGUCAUGUCUGCCUAUCGUCUACUCUCCAGUAUACAACAUCACCUUCAUGGGCCUUGAGAAACUACACCCCUUCGACAGUGGGAAGUGGGGGAAAGUCAUCCACUUCCUAAAAGAGGAGAAGUUGAUCAGUGAUGGGAGCAUCGUUGAGGCACGGGAGGCUACAGAGGAAGACCUGCUGGUGGUUCACACAAAACGCUACCUCAACAGACUCAAGUGGUCCCUGGUUGUAGCGACCAUCACAGAGAUCCCUCCCCUUCUAUGCCUACCUAACUUCCUGGUUCAGAGACGGGUCCUGAGACCACUCAGAACGCAGACCGGAGGCACCAUCAUGGCAGGGAAACUGGCUGUAGACCGAGGCUGGGCCAUCAAUGUAGGUGGAGGUUUCCAUCAUUGCUCCAGUGACAAAGGAGGAGGAUUCUGUGCCUAUGCCGACAUCACUUUAGCUAUCAAGUUUCUGUUUGAGAGGGUGGAGGGAAUCUCCAGAGCCACCAUCAUAGAUCUGGAUGCACACCAGGGGAACGGUCAUGAGCGUGACUUCCUGGAUGACAGACGUGUUUUCAUCAUGGACGUCUACAACCGAUACAUCUACCCUGGAGACGGAUACGCAAAGAGAGCCAUAAAGCGUAAGGUGGAACUGGACUGGGGGACAGAGGAUGAUGAGUACCUCCAGAAGGUAGAGCUCCACUCGGAGGGUGCUCUCAAUGAGGUCCGGCCUGACAUCAUAGUAUACAACGCCGGUACAGACAUCCUAGACGGAGACCCCCUGGGAGGGCUGGCUAUCUCACCACAGGGCAUCAUAAAGAGGGAUGAAAUAGUGUUCCGGGCAGCACGAAGGAGAGGGAUUCCCAUCCUGAUGGUGACAUCUGGUGGAUACCAGAAGAAGACUGCUCGCAUCAUCGCUGACUCCAUCAUCAACCUGCGACGCCAGGGCCUAAUUGGAGGGAAUGAGGAUGGGGAGGUGGCAGAGGAGUGUGUGGGCGGAGUCCCCCUCGUGAUGAGCAGCUCUGACUCCUCCCCUUCCUCUGUGUCGACAGGACCAGCCCCCAACACCAUUUGACUAGAACUGAACAUGAGUUGGAUCUUAGGGUCCAGAGCUUCUCCUGGAACCGUAGGACACUAGAGGAAAAAUGUUAUGCUCGGGAAUAGAGUGACUUUUCAGACUUCCCCACGAUCUUACUGAUGCCCAAGGUGACUGUGGCAGGGGUCAGUAAUGGUACAAGGUUGGCCGGGUAGCCUAGUGGUUAAGAGUGUUUGGCCAGUAAUUUGAAUCCCUGAGCCAGCUAGGUGAAAAUCUACCGAUGUGCCCUUGAGCAAAGUACUUAACACUAGUUGCUCCUGUAAGUCUAUGGAUAACAGUGUCUGCUAAAUUACUAAAAUGUAAAUGUCUGAGACAUUCUGUAGUGGUUCGGGGUUGGACUGAGACAUUCUGUAGUGGUACAGGGUUGGACUGAGAUUCUGUAGUAGUUCGGGGUUGGUCUGAGACAUUCUGUAGUGGUUCAGGGUUGGUCUGAGACAUUCUGUAGUGGUACAGGGUUGGUCUGAGACAUUCUGUAGUGGUACGGGGUUGGUCUGAGACAUUCUGUAGUGGUUCGGGGUUGGUCUGAGACAUUCUGUAGUGGUUCGGGGUUGGUCUGAGACAUUCUGUAGUGGUACGGGGUUGGUCUGAGACAUUCUCGGACAAAACAGAGAUGCUUGUUCUAGGUCCCAAGAAACAAAGAGAUCUUCUGCUGAAUCUGACAAUUAAUCUUAAUGGUUGUACAAGUCGUCUCAAAUAAAACUGUGAAGGACCUCGGCGU
Messenger RNA from Oncorhynchus tshawytscha (Chinook salmon), 2009 nucleotides. It is a transcript of the gene hdac11, whose product is annotated as histone deacetylase 11. The coding region runs from base 164 to 1270 and encodes 368 amino acids. Gene Ontology annotation, molecular function: histone deacetylase activity. The record is from RefSeq and is a predicted model, not a curated record. NCBI's taxonomy places the organism in Eukaryota, Metazoa, Chordata, Actinopteri, Salmoniformes, Salmonidae. The transcript is spliced from 10 exons.